Penicillium samsonianum is the source of this 1623-nucleotide messenger RNA. Its product is annotated as MFS general substrate transporter. Gene Ontology annotation, cellular component: fungal-type vacuole membrane. The transcript is spliced from 3 exons. Lineage: Eukaryota; Fungi; Ascomycota; Eurotiomycetes; Eurotiales; Aspergillaceae. The record is from RefSeq and is a predicted model, not a curated record. Gene Ontology annotation, biological process: basic amino acid transport; transmembrane transport. Bases 1 to 1623 code for a protein of 540 amino acids. Gene Ontology annotation, molecular function: basic amino acid transmembrane transporter activity.
AUGGCCUCAGAACACCGUAACAACGGAACGCCGGGACAGACGAACGGCGAAAAGCAUGCACUGGCAGAUACGGCUGAUGGUGUUGAAUUUGACGAGCAUGGCGGUAUCUCACAAGCCGCCCUCAGCGAGUCGAGCGCUGUAAAAAUGCGACGUCUUGUCGUGUUACUAGGUAGCCUCUGGCUCGGGACUCUGCUCAUGGCACUCGAUGAAACCAUGAUCGCUACAAUUGCGACGCCUAUUGCCAGCUCUCUAUCGGCGACAUCAAGCUUUUCAUGGAUCACAACAGCCUAUGUCAUCGGCAGCACCGUGUCACAGGCUAUUAGUGGUCACCUGGCCAACGAAUACGGGCGCCGCAAGGCUCUUGCCGUCAAUUAUUUUCUCUUUUCUUUGGGUACACUAUUCUGCGGUCUAGCGACGACGCAUCUGCCGCUGUUCUUGGUGGGCCGCGCCUUACAGGGUAUUGGCGGCGGCACCAUUGCCUCAAUUACAUCAGUCGUCGAGACGGAUCUUAUUCCUGCCCACCAACGCGCCCUCAUUGAGGGCCUUGGCUCUAUGCUCUAUGGCGUUUGUAUGGCCAUCGGGGGGGUAUAUGGUGCUGCCAUCAAUGCCGCUAUCGGAUGGCGGUGGGCCUUCUUGAUCCAGGUCCCUAUCAUCGUCCUAGAUGGUACCGUCGUCUUCUGGUACGUCAAGAUUUCAGACCAACGCGCAAACACAAGUGCCCACCGGCGCCUCGACGUCGUUGGCAUUACCACCUUGAUUGCCACAAUUGUGCUGUUGCAGUUCGGACUCAACCACGGAAGCGCCACCUUCUCCUGGGCCGACGUCGGCACCAUCGCCCCUUUGUGCUUUGUCGUACCCUUCUUCUCCCUGUUUUUAUAUAGCGCAUACCGUACCGAGAGCCCCGUGGUGCCGAUAAGGGCUUUGAUGCAACGCAGUGUCGGCUUCAUCCAGAUUACUACCUUUUUUAGCACAGGCUGUUUCGUUAGUUCUAUGUUCUAUGUGCCUCUCUACCUUCAGGUCCUUGGCCUCUCUGCUUUUGAGGCUUCCCUUCGACUUAUCCCUUUGGCAGUUGCCUUCGGGGCCUGUUCUGGAGCUGCUGGUUAUCUUGUUGUUCGUUUACGACGAUACUAUCACCUGAACAUUCUUAUGUUAUCCAUUGCUACAGUGGGCUACGGUCUCCUCUGCUCGCUGGGUCCAGGCUCGUCUUCCUGGAAACCAUACCUGUUCCUUGGCAUCAUCGGUGUUGGCGUUGGAGGAACUUACGUUACAAAUCUUAUGGGAAUUCUGACGUCUGUGUCUGAGGAAAACUUGGCAACAGUUCAGAGCGCUUCUUGGGCAGUUCGAUCCAUUGGUGUGGUUAUUGGUUUGACGGUAUCAUCGGCCAUACUCCAAACUACUUUGCACCAAAAGCUGGAAGCAGUUGGUAUGAAGGUCCAACUAGACAACAUCACCGGCCUGGAUACUGUGCCACUCUCCGAAGAACAGAACGGAUUUGUUAUUCAAGCGUACAUGAGUGCCCUUCGAUAUGUUUUCUAUUUUCUUCUGGCGCAGGGACUGGUGUCCAUCCUCCCUAGCCUCUUUAUUGAGAAUAGGAAGAUUCCAAAGAUUGAAGACUCCAGCUAA